AGAAGGAGCGAAACGUCUUUGAGCAAGAUGGGUCUCUACCGCAUCCGCGUGUCCACUGGGGCCUCGCUCUAUGCCGGUUCCAACAACCAGGUGCAGCUGUGGCUGGUCGGCCAGCACGGGGAGGCGGCGCUCGGGACGCGACUGUGGCCCGCACGGGGCAAGGAGACAGAACUCAAGGUGGAAGUACCGGAGUACCUGGGGCCGCUGCUGUUUGUGAAACUGCGCAAACGGCAUCUCCUUACGGACGACGCCUGGUUCUGCAACUGGAUCUCCGUGCAGGGCCCCGGAGCCGGGGACGAGGUCAGGUUCCCUUGUUACCGCUGGGUGGAGGGCAACGGCGUCCUGAGCCUGCCCGAAGGCACCGGCCGUACUGUGGGCGACGACCCUCAGGGCCUGUUCCAGAAACACCGGGAAGAGGAGCUGGAAGAGAGAAGGAAGUUGUACCGGUGGGGAAACUGGAAGGAUGGGUUAAUUCUGAAUGUGGCUGGGGCCAAACUAUGUGACCUCCCUGUGGAUGAGCGAUUUCUGGAAGACAAGAGAGUUGACUUUGAGGUUUCGCUGGCCAAGGGGCUGGCCGACCUCGCUAUCAAAGACUCUUUAAAUGUUCUGACUUGCUGGAAGGAUCUAGAUGACUUCAAUCGGAUUUUCUGGUGUGGCCAGAGCAAGCUGGCUGAGCGUGUGCGGGACUCCUGGAAGGAAGAUGCCUUAUUUGGGUACCAGUUUCUUAAUGGUGCCAACCCCGUGGUGCUGAGGCGCUCUGUUCACCUUCCUGCUCGCCUAGUGUUCCCUCCAGGCAUGGAGGAACUGCAGGCUCAGCUGGAGAAGGAGCUGGAGGGAGGCACAUUGUUUGAAGCUGACUUCUCCCUGCUGGAUGGGAUCAAGGCCAACGUCAUUCUCUGUAGCCAGCAGCACCUGGCUGCCCCUCUAGUCAUGCUGAAAUUGCAGCCUGAUGGGAAACUCUUGCCCAUGGUCAUCCAGCUCCAACUGCCUAGCACAGGAUCCCCGCCACCUCCACUUUUCUUGCCCACGGAUCCUCCAAUGGCCUGGCUUCUGGCCAAAUGCUGGGUGCGCAGCUCUGACUUCCAGCUCCAUGAGCUGCAGUCUCAUCUUCUGAGGGGACACUUGAUGGCUGAGGUCAUUGUUGUGGCCACCAUGAGGUGCCUGCCGUCCAUACAUCCUAUCUUCAAGCUUAUAAUUCCCCACCUGCGAUACACCCUGGAAAUUAACGUCCGGGCCAGGACUGGGCUGGUCUCUGACAUGGGAAUUUUCGACCAGAUAAUGAGCACUGGUGGGGGAGGUCAUGUGCAGCUGCUCAAGCAAGCUGGAGCCUUCCUAACCUACAGCUCCUUCUGUCCCCCUGAUGACUUGGCUGACCGGGGGCUCCUGGGAGUGAAGUCUUCCUUCUAUGCCCAAGAUGCACUGCGGCUCUGGGAAAUCAUCUAUCGGUAUGUGGAAGGAAUCGUGAGUCUCCACUAUAAGACAGACGUGGCUGUGAAAGAUGACCCAGAGCUGCAGACCUGGUGUCGAGAGAUCACGGAAAUCGGGCUGCAAGGGGCCCAGGACAGAGGGUUUCCUGUCUCUUUACAGUCUCGGGACCAGGUUUGCCACUUUGUCACCAUGUGUAUCUUCACCUGCACCGGCCAACACGCCUCUGUGCACCUGGGCCAGCUGGACUGGUACUCUUGGGUCCCUAAUGCACCCUGCACCAUGAGGCUGCCCCCGCCAACCACCAAGGAUGCAACGCUGGAGACAGUGAUGGCGACACUGCCCAACUUCCAUCAGGCUUCUCUCCAGAUGUCCAUCACUUGGCAGCUGGGCAGACGCCAGCCCGUUAUGGUGGCUGUGGGCCAGCAUGAGGAGGAGUAUUUUUCAGGCCCCGAGCCUAAGGCUGUGCUGAAGAAGUUCAGGGAGGAGCUGGCUGCCCUGGAUAAGGAAAUCGAGAUCCGGAAUGCAAAGCUGGACAUGCCCUACGAGUACCUGCGGCCCAGCAUAGUGGAAAACAGUGUGGCCAUCUGAGCGUCGCCAGCCUUUGGUUAUUUCAGCCCCCAUCACCCAAGCCACAAGCUGACCCCUUCGUGGUUACAGUCCUACCCUCCCAAGCCCCACCCUCUUCCCAUGUCCCACCCUCCCUAAAGGGGCACCUUUUCAUGGUCUCUGCACCCAGUGAACACAUUUUACUCUAGAGGCAUCCCCUGGGACCUUACUCCUCUUAGCUUCCUUCCUCCCUCUCUUCCUCUUUCUUCAUUCAGAUCUAUACGGCAAAUAGCCACAAUUAUGUAAACCAUUUCAAGGCUAGAAUAGGGGGAUAAUACAUAUUACUGCACACCUUUUAUGAAUCAAAUAUGAUUUUUUUGUUCUUGUUAAGACAGAGUCUCACUUUGACACCCAGGCUGGAGUGCAGUGGACCCAUCACCAUGGCUCACUGCAGCCUCAGCCUCCUGGGCUCAAAUGAUCCUCCCACCUCAGCCUCCUGAGUAGCUGGGACUACAGGCUCAUGCCAUCAUGCCCAGCUAAUUUUUUUUUAUUUUUGUAGAGACGGGGCCUCACUAUGUUGCCUAGGCUGGAAGUAGGAUUUUGAACCCAAAUUGAGUUUAACAAUAAUAAAAAGUUGUUUUACACUAAAGAUGGAAAAGAACUAGGACUGAACUAUUUUAAAUAAAAUAUUGGCAAAAGAAUAUAGAGCAUCAAAAAAUUUUUCUGGGUUCAUAUGCUUGAUGUGGUAAAGAAUUAAAAAUUUUUAAUUUUUUUUUUUUUUUUUUGAGACGGAAUCUUGCUUUUGCGGCCCAGGCUGGAGUGCAGUGGUACGAUCUUGGCUCGCUGCAACCUUCACCUCCCAGGUUCAAACAAUUCUCCUGCCUCAGCCGCCCAAGUAGCUAGGAUUACAGGAGCCUGCCACCAUGCCCAACUAAUAUUUUGUAUUUUUAGUAGAGACGGGGUUUCACCAUGUUGGCCAGGCUGGUCUCGAACUCCUGACCUCAGGUGAUCUGCCCGCCUCGGCCUCCCAAAGUGCUGGGAUUAUAGGUGUGAGCCGCCCUGCCCGGCCUAAAAAUUUUUAAAAAUUAAAAAAAAAUUGUCUUCUAACUGUAUGGGAUUUAACUUGUGUCCUGAAGCCAGACACACUACAAAGGAAACCAUGAACAUAGUGAGUCCCAAGAAUGUUUGACUCUGAAGAUUUUCAUUUCAAGGCUCAAGCAGAAAAUACGAAACAAAAGUCAGCUGGUUGAAC
Molecule: messenger RNA, 3226 nt
Organism: Pongo pygmaeus (Bornean orangutan)
Lineage: Eukaryota; Metazoa; Chordata; Mammalia; Primates; Hominidae
Gene: ALOX15
Product: arachidonate 15-lipoxygenase
Exons: 14
Coding region: 28-2016 (662 amino acids)
Biological process (GO): lipid oxidation
Molecular function (GO): oxidoreductase activity, acting on single donors with incorporation of molecular oxygen, incorporation of two atoms of oxygen; protein binding; iron ion binding
Source: RefSeq, a predicted model, not a curated record